Messenger RNA from Serendipita indica DSM 11827, 1698 nucleotides. The record is from the annotation of a GenBank genome assembly. NCBI's taxonomy places the organism in Eukaryota, Fungi, Basidiomycota, Agaricomycetes, Sebacinales, Serendipitaceae.
AUGCCAGCAUUCACGCGUCGUGAACAGAUGGAUCAGAUCAAUCCAACAGACAACGUCAUAGCAGUCCUGGGCGCAACGGGCGUAGGAAAGAGCACGUUCGUUGGGCUGAUCACUGGUAAUGAUCAAUCGAUGAUUGGCCACAAAUUGCAUUCAUGCACAGAACGCGUCCAGGCCAUACGAUGCUCCCACAAUGGACGAGAUUAUGUGUUCCUCGAUACUCCAGGUUUCGAUGACACGAAGCUUUCAGAUGUGCAGGUGCUGGCGGAAAUUUCCAGCUGGCUCGUCUCGACGUACAAGCAAGGUGUCCAUCUCUCUGGCCUACUCUAUCUUCAACGCAUUACGGACAACCGCUUUACGGCUACAAGCGAGAGGAACACAGACAUGUUCCGGAUGCUGUGCGGACCCGCUGCUCUCAAGAACGUUAUGCUUGUGACCACAAUGUGGGACGAGGUGGACGAAACGACCGGAGCAGAGCGUGAGGAGCAACUGCGGACUCGCUACUGGAAAUCGAUGCUCCAAUCCGGAUCUCGAAUGUCACGGUUCAAGCAUACCUCUGAGUCUGCUUGGGAGAUUGUAGAGCAGCUAAGCGGUCUACAGAGGCGUCCCUUGCGCCUUCAAAUUGAGAUUGGAGACCAAGGAAAGGACUUAUCGCAGACCGCUGCAGGAAAAUCACUAUUCAGCUGGCUUACAAAGAUGAUGGAAGAACUUGCGUCUAUGAUCAAGAGACUCAAGGAACUUCUCGUUUCACGCAAAGGGUCUCCAGGUCGGUGCUCCAGGGAAUGCUCGGGUGGAUGUCCGCACUGCAAGGGUUCCCCACCAGACGACCUGUUAGAUCAACUCUCAGAAAAGGAGGCGAUGUAUCGACAGGCUGAUCAAGAAAGAGAGCGCAUCCGACCACGAAGUCGCUCCUUUGCAGAUGUGGUCCGAGGUAUCAACCCUUCACGGUCCUUGUCGCCCUCGCUCCUCGCAACACCUUCAAAGUCGGUUCCGUCAUUCACGGGUAGCCCACUCACCCGAGUGCGGUCUUUUUCCUCCUCCCUGUACUCCUACGAGAUUCCAUCGCCAGUAUCCUCCUGCGAUGAGGCCUCGAGCUCAGAUGAGUGGUGGGUAGCGUUGCGGACAGGCCUUGGACUCUUUACAGCUGCUUCGGAAAUCCCGCCAGUGCCUUUCCUCAAGGGUGUUGCAGGGCUAUCCUUGAAGGUAGUAGAAAUGGUCGAUGCGACUAAGCAGACCGAUCGAACACUGAUUUCGCUGAAGAACCACGCUCGGGAGUUCUCCAUGAUGCUUGAGACACAUAUGACAACCCCUUACUUGUCGCCGAGUAUCCAAGCAGCUUUGGAGGAUCUCGUACAGGAUCUAUUUGACGUCCAGCAUGUCCUCAAGAAAAUGUCGAAAAACGGCACGGUCCAUAGAUAUGUCCUUCAGCCUCACGAUCAACGUAUUUUGAACGGCUGUGUCUCACGGCUGCAGGAAGCCCAUAUGUCGUUUCUGACGAAAUGUAUCGUAUCAAUCGCUAGUGAGGUUGGGGCUAUCAGGGCUCAUCACGAGGUACCCAAGAGGGACCGAAUUAUGCAUGUCGCAGAUCAAUCGAGCUUCCUCACUGGCAGAAGAAGCCAGCAGACACACAAAGUCAUCGAAAUCACACCACCGCGCUCCAUCCCUCCAAAUCCCAUGCCUAACCGUGGUCUCACUAUGUAA